Messenger RNA from Hyposmocoma kahamanoa, 1024 nucleotides. Its product is annotated as adenylate kinase 8. Bases 1 to 774 code for a protein of 257 amino acids. NCBI's taxonomy places the organism in Eukaryota, Metazoa, Arthropoda, Insecta, Lepidoptera, Cosmopterigidae. Gene Ontology annotation, molecular function: AMP kinase activity; ATP binding; nucleoside diphosphate kinase activity. The record is from RefSeq and is a predicted model, not a curated record. Gene Ontology annotation, biological process: nucleoside triphosphate biosynthetic process. Gene Ontology annotation, cellular component: cytoplasm. The transcript is spliced from 7 exons.
AUGUCGGAAAUCCACAUAGACCCUGAAGAUGACAUAGACAAAAUCUCAACGAAAUGCUUCAACGGUAUCCGAGCGUGUGUGGUGGGUGCACAAGGCCCUAGUCAAGGGUAUCACAUGUACGGUGCCCCAGGGACCUACCGUGUGUUGCUGAUCGGCCCUCGGGGAUCCGGCAGGAAAACGCAGGGCCGGAUGUUGGCUCUACACUUUGGAAUUGUUUAUGUGGAUUUCUGGGAACUACUCAUGGAAGCAAAGGAGAGAAAUGAUGAGAUAGGAGAAAAACUGCGUCUUUAUGGGCCAAGUGUUCGGCUCAAGAUCGAUAUUGUAUGCCGUAGGAUUAUGCAAAAGGAUUGCAUCGACAACGGUUGGGUAAUGGUCGGAUAUCCAACUUCAGGCGUCGAUUUUGAGAACUUGGAGAACAUAACAACUCCACCAAAUCGAGUAAUCUUCCUGAACGUGAAUUGGCAGACGUGUAAGGAGCGCGCGAUGUCGGUAGCAGUGGACUGGUGCACCGGAAAACGCGUUGCCCCAGGAUCUGGACCGCGAACCGUUAUUCAUCCAGGAGAAAACGAGGCUCAGAUAGACAAUGAUUUAGACUACUUCUUUUCUGAGGCGCUGGCAGAACUUCGAGCUGCAGCGGGAAUCACUGCGGUGGAGAUUAGCGCGGAACAGGACUCAAUUGAGGAAAUACAAGUGAAGAUACAAGCUGCUGUCAUUGCAACACCAGCUUAUGAUAUCGUCAUUGGAUGCCCACUCCGCAACGUCCGAGGUGAUUAGCCAGUUGAUGUUUUUUAGAAUAUUUCUUAUCAGGUAGAUAAUGUUACCACUAGUUAUAGUUGAGUUUUAAUAAAAGAUAGUUUCCUUUAUAGAAAAAUGUUUUAUUUAUGUACUCCUCCCGUGCUUCAAUUGAAAUUAUUUAAAUUACUACAUAAUUUUAUUUCACUAAAUUAAGAGCUAACAUUCUGCAGUCUCAAAUAAUUACAGUUACAUACAUAGAACACUGAGGUAGUCUCGAGUGGGCAGAGAC